AUGAGCGGAGAAGAGUGCAAAGAAUCUGUGGUACCAAAUGACCCGCCUCCAAGCAAGGAAUCGUCGUCGAGAGAAGAGAAGAAAAAGCGAGGAUGGUUUUUCAAUCGCAGCAAGAGUUUGAAGGACCUAAAACCCCAAGCGGAGGAUGAGUCUUUGGUGCGAAUAUGCGCUACAGACCGAAGGGAACAACCACUGACAUCGCCUGAGAUACUUUGGAGGCGGAUCAACCAAAAACCAGAGAAGGAAAGAUGGUCAGAUAUGGCUCCAUCGCAGCGGCCACAAUGUCCACGACAUCCCGACAAGAAACUUGUGCCAAUCGAUCCCCCCGAAAAUAUGCAUAGCACAUCCCGUCCAACAGCAAACGGAGGGGUUCCUGGUGGUCCGCUUCCAACCGGACUUACUAUGUCACAAUCUCACAGCGAAGGAGUAACCUCUUCGCCUGAGCAGGAUGGUGUAACGCUACGUUUUCGACGCUAUAAACUCAGCUCGACACCGGAAACUACCGUAUAG
Molecule: messenger RNA, 510 nt
Organism: Cylicostephanus goldi
Lineage: Eukaryota; Metazoa; Nematoda; Chromadorea; Rhabditida; Strongylidae
Source: the annotation of a GenBank genome assembly